CUGUCACGCUCCAGCCUCUGAUCACUCGGACGCCUGGCGCGAGCUUACCCAUUUCGCCGUCGCGCCGCUCCCUCUGUUUCACCGAGAUUGUCUAGUAUCCCUCAGUGAACGGCUUACGUACUUCCGACUCAUUUACCACUGAUUGAGCCGUCUCGUUUCCGUCCGCAUUAGUGAGUCUCUGAUUGUUGGUUAUUGCUGAACCGUCGGCUGCUGCUACUGAACAUUCGCCGAACCAUGGAUCGACUUGCCGCCACCCUACCGGCUCACAAGAGCCCAUUCCUUUCCGCCGGCAUUCCGCUCCGCACGCGCGCGGUAACACAACCCCCUCGCGCGGCCUCCCCCUCCGCGCUCCCCCCGAUCUCCAACAUCUUCUUCCUCCGCCCGCCGCCUCCCCCGCCGCCGCCGCCGCAGGAGCCGAGCACGGGGAAGAUUCCCGCGCCGGGGCGGUACGGCGGGCCGCCGCUGGACAAGCGAAUCCGGCAGUCGUGGGGGGGGAAGAAGGAGGACCCGCUGGAGUCGGGCGAGUAUAUCUGGAACACGGAGUGGAAGAAAACUGUCACGGUGGAGGACGCUGAGAAGGACAAGGCGGCAGCGGUGGACCCCAUAGCAGGAGCCGUGUCGUCCAAUGACCCCGGCCCCUCCGAUGGCUUCCUCUCCCUCGGCCGCUCGCUUGCUCUCGACAGCAUGGACGUGGAUCUGAGCGCGGAGCUGAGCAAGCCCAGCAAGGCCACGCUGGAGAAGCAGGUGGCGGCAGCCAGACGCGCAGCAGGCAUGCAGGCAGGGCAGUCGAGCGGCGACGAGGGCAAGAUCAAGUGGCGCUACGCGCCGACCUCCAAGGAGGAGAGGCAGUGGGCCGAGGCCAACAGAAAGAGCGCCAAAAUGGUGAUGGCAUUCGUGGAGAAGGAGGAGCCGUUGACCCCGGAGCAGAUAGCAGAGAGGGAGAGGAAGCAAUACGAGGAGCUGAAGCAAAGCCUGGUGCUGACGACCCUGGGGCUAGGAGUGGCGUUCACCGGGACUGCUGCUGUGUUGUACAGCCCGGAGAUCGCUGUCAGCUAUGCGGUGGGCGCGGUGGGGUCGCUGGUGUAUGUGCGCAUGCUCUCCUCCAGCGUGGAGGCCCUGGGGGCCAGCAAUGUGCAGGGCGCUGUCAGGGGAGCUGUGGGGCAGCCGCGGCUGCUGGUGCCGGUGGUGCUGGUGAUGACAUUCAACCGAUGGAACGAGAUCCUAGUCCCUCAGUACGGCGCAGUGCCCCUGGAGCUCAUCCCCAUGCUCGUGGGGUUCUUCACCUACAAGGCUGCCACCAUCACACAAGCCCUGCAGGACAUGCUCGCCCCCUUUGCUCCGCCUCCUUCCUCCGCCUCCUCUUCCUCCUCUUCCUCAUCCUCGUCUUCGUCCUCUUCCUCCUGAUCUUCCCUUUUUUACGGUACAAAAUGCUAUUGCCAAUAUGUUGGGAUAGUACCGGUAGUUUGAUACUGCAGCUUCUCAAGCGUGCGGCUUGAAGGCUAGUGAAUGACUUAUGCGGAAUGCCGUGCCAUCAUUUGUCUUAUGCAGGAAUGAUGGGAGAUUCUUACCUGCCAUAGUGCAUGAUUACUUAUUAUAGUAACUUUGUAUUUUGUUGCCCAAUA
Messenger RNA from Closterium sp. NIES-67, 1622 nucleotides. NCBI's taxonomy places the organism in Eukaryota, Viridiplantae, Streptophyta, Zygnematophyceae, Desmidiales, Closteriaceae. The record is from the annotation of a GenBank genome assembly.